AUGGCCAAGACAUUCAGCAAGGACGACGUGGCCACGCACAAUAAGGCCGAUAAUCUUUGGAUUAUCGUCGACGAAGACGUUUACGACUUGACCAAAUUCCAGGACGACCAUCCAGGUGGAAAGAAGAUUCUUACAAGAGUCGCCGGGAAGGACGCGUCGAAACAAUUCUGGAAAUAUCACAAUGAGGGAAUUCUGAAGAAGUACAAGUCGCAGCUGCAAGUUGGAUCUUUGGACUCCAAGAAGGCUGUGGAAGCACCUGCCCCCGCCGAGAAGGAGGCACCCAAGCCUCAGUCAGCACCAGUUGUCGAUGUCGCGACAGCAAAGUCAGAAGAAGCUCAGGAGCCUUAUGGUGACUUGAUUCCCUUCGCUGACCCAGCAUGGUACCAGGGGUACCACUCCGCCUACUUCAACCAGACCCACGCUGCCCUCCGUGAGGAAGUUCGGGCAUAUGUUGAGUCUGAAAUCGCGCCGUAUGUGACUGAGUGGGAUGAGGCCAAGGAGGUUCCCGCCAAGAUCUACAAGCAAAUGGGUGAGCGGGGUUAUCUCGCCGGCCUCCUCGGUGGCAAGUAUCCCGUGCAGUAUACCCCAUACCGGGUGCAGUCUGUCGCUCCCGAGAACUGGGAUCUCUUCCACGAGAUGCUCCUGACAGAUGAACUCUCUCGCGCUGGAAGUGGUGGUCUGGUCUGGAACUUGCUCGGUGGUUUCGGCAUUGGCUGUCCUCCGCUGGUGAAGUAUGGAAAGAAGGCGCUUGUUGACAGGAUCCUACCCGGAAUUCUUGCGGGAGACAAGCGUAUCUGUCUUGCCAUUACUGAGCCCGACGCUGGUAGUGAUGUCGCCAACCUUGGCUGCGAAGCCAAGCUUUCUGAAGACGGCAAGCACUACAUCGUUAACGGUGAGAAGAAGUGGAUCACCAACGGUGUCUGGUCCGACUAUUUCACGACUGCUGUUCGUACCGGCGGGCCCGGAAUGAACGGUCUUAGUGUUCUCCUUAUCGAGAGAGAGGCCGGCGGUGUCAGCACUCGGCGUAUGGACUGCCAGGGUGUCUGGAGCAGCGGCACCACGUACGUGACAUUUGAAGAUGUUAAGGUCCCCGUGGAGAACCUCAUCGGCAAGGAGAACCAGGGAUUCAAGGUGAUCAUGACCAACUUCAACCACGAGCGAAUUGGUAUCAUCAUCCAAUGUGUUCGAUUCUCGCGUGUUUGCUAUGAGGAAUCAGUGAAAUACGCCCACAAGCGCCGAACUUUCGGCCAAAAACUUGCCAACCACCCGGUAAUCCGUAUGAAGCUCGCCCACAUGGCUCGUCAAAUCGAGGCCACUCACAACUGGCUUGAGAACAUCAUCUACCAGUGCCAGUCGAUGGACGAGACCGAGGCGAUGCUCAAGCUCGGCGGCGCCAUUGCCGGCCUCAAGGCUCAGUCCACGACAACCUUCGAGUACUGCGCCCGCGAAGCUAGUCAGAUCUUCGGUGGGUUGAGUUAUAGCCGUGGCGGCCAGGGUGGUAAGGUCGAACGACUGUACCGUGACGUGCGCGCCUACGCUAUCCCCGGUGGAAGUGAGGAGAUCAUGUUGGAUCUCAGCAUGCGCCAGAGUCUCCGUGUGCACCAGAUGUUUGGCAUGAAGCUGUAA
This is a messenger RNA of Aspergillus puulaauensis, 1626 nucleotides long. Its product is annotated as putative acyl-CoA dehydrogenase. Bases 1 to 1626 code for a protein of 541 amino acids. The transcript is spliced from 5 exons. NCBI's taxonomy places the organism in Eukaryota, Fungi, Ascomycota, Eurotiomycetes, Eurotiales, Aspergillaceae. The record is from RefSeq and is a predicted model, not a curated record. Gene Ontology annotation, molecular function: oxidoreductase activity, acting on the CH-CH group of donors; flavin adenine dinucleotide binding.